GCCUUCGGGUGGAAGGGAGAGGGAGAGAAGGAAAAAGGGGGAUCGUUCUCCCAGUCAUAUAACGCCACAUCUCUCCUUCCUCCUCUUCACUGGCGGCAUAAGCGACGCGUUAGCGUGCUCCUCUCCCAAUUCAAAGGCGCUUUUAAUGCUUUGCUAUGCGGAGCCAAGAGCUAUGAAAAUGCUUCGAUUCCGGAGUCCGAGCGUCUCCUCCCUCGCGCAGGAGGUCCAGUGCACGGUUCGGCUGCUCGACGACUCCGAAAUCUCGUGCAGCAUCCAGAGAGACACUAAAGGGCAGUUUCUCUUGGACCACGUGUGCAAUCACUACAGCCUGCUGGAGAAAGAUUACUUUGGCAUCAGAUAUGUGGACCCAGAGAAACAAAGGCAUUGGUUGGACCCGAGCAAACCAGUCGUGAAACAGAUGAAAUGUCAGCAGCCGUAUACUAUGUGCUUCAGGAUGAAGUUCUACCCUCAGGAGCCAAUCAAAAUCAAGGAAGAGCUGACAAGGUAUCUUCUGUACCUGCAGCUGAAGAGAGACCUGUACCAUGGUAGGCUGUUAUGUCCGUUCGUUGAUGCUGCAUAUCUUGGAGCUUGUAUAGUACAGGCUGAGCUUGGGGACUACGAUCCUGAGGAACAUCCAGCAGACUACAUAAGUGACUUCAAGCUCUUCCCCAAACAGUCCCUUAAACUAGAGAGCAAGAUCAUGGAGAUCCACCGGAAUGAGCUGAGGGGUCAGUGUCCUGCUCUUGCCGAGUUAAGUCUUCUUCAGAGGGCUCACACACUAGACACAUAUGGAGUCGACCCACAUCCCUGCAAGGAUUUCACAGGAUCCACAGCUUUCCUGGGAUUCACUGCAAGAGGGUUUGUGGUUUUCCAGGGAAAUAAGCGGAUCCACCUUUUAAAAUGGGCAGAUGUAAGCAAGUUUAAGUUUGAAGGGAAAACGUUUUAUGUGAUUGGAGUGCAAAGAGAGAAGAAACUGGUUCUGACGUUCCACACAUGCACACCAGCAUCCUGCAAGCACCUGUGGAAAUGUGCUGUGGAAAACCAGGCUUUUUACAAAUGUGCAAAGUCCAGUCAGAUCAAGACUGUGUCCAGCAGCAAUAUAAUUUUCAAGGGAAGCAGAUUUCGCUACAGUGGUCGUGUGGCUAAAGAAGUCAUUGAAGCCAGUUCAAAGAUUCAGAGAGAUCCUCCUGUUGUACACAGGUCUCAGUUUGGUCAAUGCAAAAGCUUUACUUCACUCAGUCAUAAACAGCUGAUAAUGAACAUGGAGCCUCUCCUACCAGCAUUGAGCUCCUGCAGGGAGAACAGAGACUCCUCCGCAAACAACGGACUGUCGGCUUUGAAAGACUCGGUUCAUCUGUCUCCACUGAAACCAUCGGUCACUUCUGAGGAGGUGGAGGUGAGGGAAAACCACGUUCAUGAAAGAUGUGAAGAAGGGGGAGUCAAAAGGAUAAGAGCGGAUGAGGAGAGGAGAGAGAUACACGUAGACCACGAAGAUGAAGCAUGUGCUGCUCUCACCAUAUCUGACACAGCGUACAGCCCGUGUGCCAGCGUGGUGCCCACACCGGUGGAGGAGAGCCAGGGCGGCGUAGACCUGCUGUUCCAGAGUCCCGCGCGGCUACUGAAGGAGCUGCAUGCUGACCCAGAGAUGCAGCUGGAGCUCCAGGCCGAGAGGGAGCGGGAACUGGCCAGAGAAGCGUUUCGUCAGUCGCUGUGCCUCCCGUCGAGUGGACGGCAGCAGAUGCAGGCCUGCCUUCUCAGUGCCGCCCGUCUAGUGGUGAUGGCCACGGGUCUCCUCGUGAUUCUGCUUCCUCUCCUUCUCGUGUUGCUGGAGUCGGACCUGGACAUCUCGUUCCUGCAUGACAUCCGGCAGACGCCUGAGUUUGAGGAGUUCCACUACGAAUACUAUUGCCCCCUGCGCCGCUGGUUCCUCUGCAAACUGGAACUCAUGACGGAGAAGCUCUGGGGCGACUGAGGGUCACAAGGAACGGGGACGGGAAUAUAAUGGACAGGACAGGACAGGUUUGCUCUCCUACAUCACAGGAUUUAUUCAUUCACACGCCGAUGCAUUCUUGUAGCAGUACUGAAGGCAGUUUUAAAGCAGUAGAGCUGUAGUUGUCUAGUGUUUUAGCCAUAGGGUUAGACAGCGGACAGCAGCAAGGGCCUUUAAAUGGUUAAGUCAGCUUCAUUAAAGGUGUACGACAAGCACAGAGCUGAUUUAAUUGCAUUGGAGCAUUAUACAUUUCAACAUUGAUGAUGGAUAUGUAUGCCUAUUCAAUAUUUUCAUUCAUUUCACUUGCCUGUUGUCAUAAACGUGUGUCAGUCAGGGUCUAAAAUGAACUUUUUGCCCUAUAUUUCAAUCGUGAGUGAAUUUCCUAAUUUAUUUUUAUAAGUUAUUUUGCAGGUUUUUCUUUGUUUUGGUUUUCCUACGACUAUUAAUAAACCCCCUUUCUGUCUAAUAUAUGAAAUAUAUUCUAAUAUUUUAUUAGCAAGGAUGCAUUUAUUUGAUCAGAAGUAACAGUAAAGACGUUUAUAACAUUACAGAAAGUUUUCUGUUUCAUAUAAACACUG
This is a messenger RNA of Carassius carassius (crucian carp), 2568 nucleotides long. RefSeq names its product FERM domain-containing protein 3-like. Gene Ontology annotation, molecular function: cytoskeletal protein binding. The record is from RefSeq and is a predicted model, not a curated record. The transcript is spliced from 14 exons. Gene Ontology annotation, cellular component: cytoskeleton. Lineage: Eukaryota; Metazoa; Chordata; Actinopteri; Cypriniformes; Cyprinidae. The coding region runs from base 146 to 1972 and encodes 608 amino acids.